Loa loa (African eye worm) is the source of this 438-nucleotide messenger RNA. RefSeq lists its product as hypothetical. The annotation marks the transcript as partial. NCBI's taxonomy places the organism in Eukaryota, Metazoa, Nematoda, Chromadorea, Rhabditida, Onchocercidae. The transcript is spliced from 2 exons. The record is from RefSeq and is a predicted model, not a curated record.
GCAAAUACAGCAGCCAAUGUAAUCCGUCAUGAAGCAGAAGCGAAUAUAAGGCGAAUACGUCAUGCACCGCGAUGGAUGCGAGUUCUGAGGACAAUGUAUCAUGAAUACGGUCUCAAGCAUAUUCUAUUAAUCACUAUUCUCAUCAUUUAUCAAUUUAUUGGUGCAGCGAUAUUCUACCUUUGUGAGACAACUCACGAUGAGUCACUUGAGACGUUUUGGAGGGAAAAUGUAAAGCAGAAUCGAACGCGCUUAGUAGAUGUCAUCGUGUCAUCCAUGUUCAAUAACAGCGAAUAUUUAUUCUUCCUUACUGCCAAUCAAACGAGACAGAUCAGAAGACGCCUUGAUCAAGAGCUAAGUUUAUAUGAAACAAAUCUCGGGAUCAAAUAUACAGACCAAAAAAUCCGGUGGGAUUUCUGGAAUGCUAUGUUAUACGCUCAG